Molecule: messenger RNA, 4094 nt
Organism: Onychomys torridus (southern grasshopper mouse)
Lineage: Eukaryota; Metazoa; Chordata; Mammalia; Rodentia; Cricetidae
Gene: Dvl1
Product: dishevelled segment polarity protein 1
Exons: 15
Coding region: 1018-3162 (714 amino acids)
Biological process (GO): canonical Wnt signaling pathway; intracellular signal transduction
Cellular component (GO): cytosol
Molecular function (GO): frizzled binding
Source: RefSeq, a predicted model, not a curated record
AGGGCAGAAGCCACCGCCGCCCAGCGACACCUGGCUGUUUUGAUCUACAAUGCCCAAGGCAAAAUCCCUCUGGCUUCACUCGCAGCUUGGGCCUUGCCUGGACACCGUACGCACACCUGCGUCACCACUCAUAUUCACUCAUUUGAGUUUCUUGGGAGAUCCGAUGGGACAAGGCAGUAGGCAUAAGAACUGAGCUCUUGAUUAGCGUGGGGCACAGUAAGACUCUCGCUGUCUUGAGCUAGACAUAGGUAUUUUUAAAUUCUUGGGGAGAGCCUGAAGCACCCCAGAGUAGCCAGUGCCUCCAGAUUCCGGGCACUGGGAUUGGGUCGGAGAACCGGACUGAUCUAGCCCGCUGAUGCUCCUCUACCCCAAGGCAGAUUUUAUUGGCUCAAAGGGCUCAUCCUCUUCAGGAUCCCUCUUGCCUUCUGGGGCCGAGCGUGGCCAUUUGCCCACAAACCCCUGACCUAGACGCAGCACGGUUUCCUGCCUAUUAGGAAUCUAGGCGAGCGCAGGGUAAGGCUCCUGGAUAGGGGAACUCAGAGCCCCGCCCCACGCUAUUGAACAGAGACCUAACUAGCUGCUAGGCUUCCAGAACCCGCCUGGUCCCUUCUUGUGCAAACCUAGUCCGACCCCGAACCCUCACUGCGCGUGCGUAGCCCCGCCCCACCUGCGCUACGGGCGUCUAGUGACGUCACCAGCUCUGGAGCGCCCUCUGGUGGCCUCGGGCUCAACCCCACCAGGCUGUUCUUGGAAAAGCCCGAGGGGGCGGUGGGCGGCAAUAACCCUCUGAGCUGCUUCCCUGGCGCCCGCUCCGGGGCUGGCAGUGGAUGGGCGGCCGCGGGCCGCGGGGCAACAGGCGGGGAACGGGUGCGAGCUGGGACCGGGCGGGGCGGGCGCGCAGAGGGGCCGCGGGGCGGCCGGGCGGGGCGCGGGCCGGCGGUUUGGGAGGACGCCCCGCGUCCAAGAGGUGAGCCGGGCCCUGACGCUGCGCGGGUUCCGCGUCCCUGUUGGCGCGCCAUGGCGGAGACCAAGAUCAUCUACCACAUGGACGAGGAGGAGACGCCGUACCUGGUCAAGCUGCCCGUAGCUCCCGAGCGCGUCACGCUGGCGGACUUCAAGAACGUGCUCAGCAACCGGCCGGUGCACGCCUACAAAUUCUUCUUCAAGUCUAUGGACCAGGACUUCGGGGUGGUGAAGGAGGAGAUCUUCGAUGACAAUGCCAAGUUGCCCUGCUUCAAUGGCCGGGUGGUGUCCUGGCUGGUCCUGGCUGAGGGCGCUCACUCGGAUGCAGGGUCCCAGGGCACUGACAGCCACACAGACCUGCCCCCACCCCUUGAGAGGACAGGCGGCAUUGGGGACUCCAGGCCCCCCUCCUUCCAUCCAAAUGUUGCCAGUAGCCGUGAUGGAAUGGACAAUGAGACAGGCACAGAGUCCAUGGUCAGUCACCGGCGGGAGCGAGCCCGACGUCGAAACCGUGAUGAGGGUACUAUGGCUGUGCCUGCCCAGAUCUGGAUCCCAGACUUCCCUUGGAAUCCCUUUGCUGCCCGGACCAAUGGGCACCUGAGGGGGGACCGGCGACGGGACCUGGGACUGCCUCCAGACAGUGCAUCCACUGUACUGAGCAGUGAGCUGGAAUCUAGCAGCUUUAUUGACUCAGAUGAGGAGGACAACACAAGCCGGCUGAGCAGCUCUACAGAGCAGAGCACCUCCUCUCGGCUAAUUCGCAAGCACAAAUGUCGUCGGCGAAAGCAGCGUUUGAGGCAGACAGACCGGGCAUCCUCCUUCAGCAGCAUCACCGACUCCACCAUGUCCCUGAACAUCAUCACCGUCACUCUCAACAUGGAGAGGCACCACUUCCUGGGCAUCAGCAUCGUGGGCCAGAGCAACGACCGGGGUGAUGGCGGCAUCUACAUUGGAUCCAUCAUGAAGGGCGGGGCUGUGGCUGCUGAUGGCCGCAUUGAGCCAGGCGACAUGCUGCUGCAGGUAAAUGACAUCAACUUUGAGAACAUGAGCAACGAUGACGCUGUGCGGGUGCUUCGGGAGAUCGUAUCCCAAACGGGGCCCAUCAGCCUCACAGUGGCCAAGUGCUGGGACCCAACCCCUCGGAGCUACUUCACCAUCCCAAGGGCUGACCCAGUGCGACCCAUCGACCCGGCCGCCUGGCUGUCCCACACAGCAGCAUUGACGGGUGCUCUGCCCCGCUAUGGUACGAGUCCCUGCUCCAGCGCCAUCACACGCACCAGCUCUUCCUCACUAACCAGCUCAGUGCCUGGCGCCCCACAGCUUGAGGAGGCACCACUGACUGUGAAGAGUGACAUGAGCGCCAUUGUCCGGGUCAUGCAGUUGCCAGACUCAGGACUGGAGAUCCGGGACCGCAUGUGGCUUAAGAUCACCAUUGCCAAUGCUGUCAUUGGGGCGGAUGUGGUGGACUGGCUGUACACACACGUGGAGGGCUUCAAAGAACGAAGGGAGGCGAGGAAGUAUGCCAGCAGUAUGCUGAAGCACGGCUUCUUGAGGCACACAGUCAACAAGAUCACCUUCUCUGAGCAAUGCUACUAUGUCUUUGGGGACCUGUGCAGUAACCUUGCAUCCCUGAACCUCAACAGUGGCUCCAGUGGAGCCUCAGAUCAGGACACACUGGCCCCACUGCCCCACCCAUCUGUACCCUGGCCCUUGGGUCAAGGCUACCCCUACCAGUACCCAGGACCCCCGCCCUGCUUCCCACCUGCUUACCAGGACCCUGGCUUCAGUUAUGGCAGUGGCAGUGCUGGGAGUCAGCAAAGUGAAGGCAGCAAGAGCAGUGGGUCCACAAGGAGCAGCCAUCGGACCCCAGGCCGAGAGGAGUGCCGGGCAGCUGGAGCUGGGGGCAGUGGCAGUGAAUCAGAUCACACGGCACCAAGUGGGUCUGGUAGCACUGGCUGGUGGGAGCGUCCUGUCAGCCAGCUUAGUCGUGGCAGCAGCCCUCGAAGUCAGACCUCGGCUGUUGCCCCAGGGCUCCCCCCACUGCACUCCCUGACAAAGGCCUAUGCAGUAGUGGGUGGGCCACCUGGAGGGCCACCUGUCCGGGAGCUGGCUGCUGUUCCUCCAGAACUUACAGGUAGCCGCCAAUCCUUCCAAAAGGCCAUGGGAAACCCUUGUGAGUUCUUUGUGGACAUUAUGUGACCAUCAACCACUGUUUUUUUCAGUGCUGCCUGUGGCAAGAGUCUGUGGUCCUGCUGUGCCAGGAUCUCUGUGGGCUUGCCUUAGUGGUGGCUAGCCAGGAUAGGAUGAACUGUGGGGUAUGGGCCAUGGCAGAGGGAGCAGGCUACGGAAGAAGGGCUGAGGGUGGCAGCCUUUCUACUAAGAUAUGGGCGUGGCACUCUGCCUGUUCUGUUCUGUAGCUCAAGUACAUGUAGAGUCUUGUGAGGAGACAUAUCUGUCUUCAGGUCCUCAGCACAAGUCUCAGGGUCCACCUUCUGGUUCCUUUUUUGGAAGUGACCUCCAUUUAGCACAAGAAAGACUCGUGGGCCCUGUGCCCCACCUCACCCCCAAACUCUCUCAGAACUGUGCACAGGGGCCCAGGCUGAUUCUCAUUGAGUUCAUGGGCCUCACCUGUCAGGCCAAGGUGGGGUUCUUCAGGAGUUAGAAAGAGCCCUUAAACUUCUCUGGUUGCCCACAUGGGAUCUAACUUAUUUAUUUAUUGCUAGCAUGCCUGCUCUGAAGGUGGCAGCUGGUUACCUGAUGGGGGCAGGUGCAUGUCCCUUUCCCCACUUGGUACUCAGCACAUAACAACACAAUUUGUACGGAAAGUAUGUGGAGGAUGGCUAGUACUGGAGACAAGAGGCCAGGCACCUGUAUACUGUCUCAGCCUCAGUGGAGGGGUGAUAGUGCACAUAAUAGCUGCAGAGAUGGGAUCCUGCCCUGUCAUUGCUAUCCUGAUAGCUGCCCACCAGCUUGUGCCAUGGCAUCCUGGCAUGGCAGCCCCACACAUCUGCACUGUAGAUACUAUGUCAAAGUCUGAGCAACUGGGUAGUUCAAAUAGAGCUGCUUCUGUGUAAAUGCUGCUUCUGUGUAAAUGCUAUUUUAAACACUAAAAGGCGUUUAAUUUUAUGGGA